Molecule: messenger RNA, 558 nt
Organism: Lodderomyces orthopsilosis Co 90-125
Lineage: Eukaryota; Fungi; Ascomycota; Pichiomycetes; Serinales; Debaryomycetaceae
Product: signal recognition particle subunit
Exons: 1
Coding region: 1-558 (185 amino acids)
Biological process (GO): SRP-dependent cotranslational protein targeting to membrane
Cellular component (GO): signal recognition particle, endoplasmic reticulum targeting
Source: RefSeq, a predicted model, not a curated record
AUGAAGGAAAAUUUUCGACAAUCCAUUGCAACCAAGUCUUUAUCCACAUACAUAUACCGUAACUCAAUGCCCACAAUCAAGGAUCUAGAUCAAUUCUUUGAAUUGUCUACAGACUUAGUAGCCAAUUUUCCAUCGACAACACUUUCAAUAACAUAUUCAAACACUGCCAAAAAGCUAUCUUCCAAAGCAUCUAAAUCAACUACUACUGACGAAUCUUCCUCCACUACGAAACACAAACCACCAACACAUACGAUAAACAUCAAACUAUUUGAACCACAUACCGGUAAAUGUUUGAAAUACAAAACCACAAAACAAAAGGAAUUCAGUCGUGUAUUAAACGUGUUGGGUCCGCAAGGUGUGAACAGUAAUGGAUUAGGAUUGGCUAGCUUGAUGUCAAAUCAAAAAUAUGUUCCUGAACCUGUAGUAGAAGAAAGUAAGAAAGAUGCUGGUGCUGAUGAUGCCGUCUUGACCAAGGAGAAUACACCAGUUGUUGAAGAGAGUACGACAGCCACGGGUGGAUCUAAAAAGAAGAAUAAGAAAAAGAAGAAAAAGAAUUAA